UGUAUACAAUUCUUCCCUAUAUUACUGUUUUUAUUAAGCUUUCCAUAGCCUAGCAUGCAUCUACACAGUGUGUAAUCCCCCUCCACUUCCAAGGAUCACUGUUUCGUGGAAGCCACCCUACAUUCCCAUAUGUACCGACAUUGUCCCAAAAUGACACGGGACCGAUCAAUCACUGUUCAAAAACCAUUCUUCGGCUGGUCUUAGCGAAAUGUCCUUUGAUUAUCUAUCAUGCACAAAUAACACGAUAUAUAUCACCAAGUCACGCAGAAUCAUAGAGAUUUGAUCUUCAGUUGCAGCAGUCUGCGAACUUCGUGUUGUUUUCAUCAACAUGUAUCCAGCGAUAUAUCUUGGUUUCAAUCUUGGAUUUUUGUAUAGCGAAAUCGCGAGAAUUACGACAGUUCACCUGUUUCUCCGGUGAUUCCGCAAGUUCCGAACAGCUUUUACGAGGUUUACUGUCGAUAAGAUUUAAGCUUUUGCAGAUCACUAAACGAGGCAGGUGGAAGCUGCGGGGUUUUGAAUUACUUUAAUCUACUCUACCCUAAUUGGCUUUUGUGAUAUUAGUAUAUUACUAGAGCUCUAUAACUUUCGUCCGUAGAUUAGCUGGCAGGGAAGUUCAUUUUUCAAAUCUAGGUCAUUGAAUUUCAUCUAUCGAAUCCUCUACAACAACCAUAUUAAAUAGAACUGCCAGUGCCAUUUUAAAUUAGGAUCCACUUUUCUGAAUGUCCAUUCGUAUGUACACAAGCUAAAUUCCCCUGCUCAACAUUCUAUUUGCGCUCCAACUACAGUGUUAGGAUCAACAUGCUUAAUUGGUCUCGGAGAAGCAAUGUAAUGAUGCCUUAAAUCUCUUAACACUCUUUAUAAGUUCAGAUAAAGGCGUUUUGUUAUUGCUAUUUCCAUAGGCUUCAUUCCUAUAAAGUUCAUGCUGACGGUCUCAACUCAUCGUUCAAAACAUUGGCACAACUCAAAUCAUGUUUGUUCUACACAAGGUCAUUGGACUGUCUAGUAUUCUAUUCACGGCAGUCUCUAGUCAAUAUAUUUCCCUCAACUCUGGUGAUUUGAACGCCAGACUGAAUUCAUCGAGCCAGACACUUGCAUCUUUGAUCCCAAAGUCCUUGACUACAUUCGAUUUCUCCCCUUUUGAUCUUCUCUCACAAAGAAACGAAAAUGGCAAUUAUCAUGUUGGCGAUAUUACACUCAGGUAUCGACCUGUUGGAUCUACUUCAUGGAUCGGUGUCGAUUCCGCUGCAGCUAGAAAUGCGGUGACUUCCACUGGUGCCACUUCCGCAAACCUCGCACCAACCCUACCAUCAGGAAUUCCUUUGAACAUCACGAGAGUUUGGUCUGCUAGCGGGGCAGAUAUUAAUCUCAACUUCACUAUAACCAAUAAGGGUAACACCAGUAUUGAAAUCGGAGCACUUGGAUUCCCUAUUGAGUUUAAUAGCAUCUUCACAAAUAGGACAGCAGUAGAUACUCAGCAAAUGUGCUCCCUCGUGGAUCCAAACAUUGGCCUUGACGGUGGCUAUCUACGCGUGACUCCAUUAUCUGGAACGGGUCCAGCGCUUGUAGUGACACCAUUGGGACAAACACCCCUCGAAGGAUGGCGAUUUUUGGAAGAAGAUCCCGACACCGCACUUUCCUAUCAAAGCCAAACAUUUGAAGGGUUCUAUUCUUGGGAAACUUACACUCUAGCAUAUACUCAGAAUGAAUGGAAUGGUACGAGCCCUUGGAAUCCCGGUACAUCUGUAGUGCUCGCGAAAGGCCAAUCGAUUACCAAGGGAUUGAGAUUUUCUAGUUCAAGUAGUAUCAGCAAUAUCGAAACCACUGUAGCAAACACCGGAACUCCUGUUGCUAUUGGUAUACCGGGAUAUAUCAUUCCCCAGGAUCUCACAGCUCAAUUGUUCUUGCAACACAAUUCACCUGUCUCUUCCAUUACAUCAACUCCUGCUGGAGCCUUCACAUUUACCGCUACAGGAACUAAUAAGUACAAUCUUACCCCUGGCUCCUCUGCAUUUGGGAGAGUGCGAGUAACAAUUACAUAUUCUGAUGGUCUUGUACAAACGGUGAACUAUGCCAUCACCCUUUCUGCACCCUCGGCCAUAUCUAAGCUGGGCACAUUUCUAACAACAAAGCAAUGGCUUUCCAAUACCAGUGAUCCCUUUGGUCGAGCACCAUCCGUCAUAUCAUACGACCGUUCAGUUGAUGCUCAAGUCCUUCAGGACCCAAGGGUCUGGAUCGCUGGAUUGAGUGAUGAAGCCGGAGCCGGAUCUUGGCUCGCUGCAACAAUGAAACAAGCAAUUUCACCCAAUGCAGCUGAGGUGACUAAAUUGGAACAAUUCAUCACAAAAACACUAUGGGGUGUUCUUCAGAACUCUGACUAUAGCGUCAAAAAAAGUGUCUUUUACUACCAACCUGGUGCUAUUUCCUACAAUUAUCUAUCCUCGAUUGAUUGGAGCAAUUGGUGGAGUUGGGACAAACCGACUGCGUAUGGUACCGAGAGAACCUACGAUUAUGUUCAUGUUACUGCUGCUUAUUGGGCUCUCUAUCGUGUUGCUAGAUUUUAUCCAACGCUUGUCACUCAGCAGACAUGGCAAUGGUACUUGAAUCAGGCUUAUGAAACUAUUAUCUAUGCUACCGGUCCGAAUACGGAUUAUGUAGAUGUAGGAUUGAUGGGCGAGACUGUUUGGGGAUAUGUUUUGCAGGAUUUACAAAAUGAAGGGAAUACUACUGCGGCGAAUGCGGUUGUAGCUGCGAUGAAGACAAGAGCAGAUUUGUGGGAUAGUGAGGCUGUUCCUUUUGGGAGUGAGAUGGCUUGGGAUUCUACUGGGCAGGAGGGGGUUUAUUAUUGGUCCAACUAUUUCGGCUUGACAGCUACAGUCACGAAGACAAUUAAUACCAUCUUGGGAUACAUGCCCACGGUAAGCCAUUGGGCCUGGAAUGGCAAUGCGAGAAGAUAUUGGGAUUUCAUCUACGGAGGUAAAAUAAUGCAAUUCGAAAGAAUGGGUCAUCAUUAUGGAUCCGGUCUAAAUGCCCUACCACUACUAUCACACUUCGAACAAAAUCCCUCUCAAACGUAUUUGCUUCGAGUCGGAUACGGCGGAACAAACGGUCCAUUAUCUAAUAUCGACCAUGAGGGCUUCGCAUCAGCUGCUUUUCACACAUGGCCAGAUACCAUGGCUUGGGACGGAUACAGCGGGGACUACGGACCGAAUUUCGUGGGUUUGUCAUUAGGAUCUGGUGUCUAUGUUGUGGAUGAUGCGGUAUUGGGUCUUAUUGCUUUUGGGGGUACCCUCUGUGGCUCAAACACUUCAUGGAGUGUAGAGCCAAGAGAUGCGGUGAGGAGGAAAGUGUAUAUUGCACAGCUGGGGUUUAAAUUUGAGGUUGAUGCGGCGGCUAUUGAAAGUUUGAAGUAUGAGGAUGGUAAGGUGCAGAUUAGUAUUGUGCCGAGUGUGGAGGCGGUGAGUGGGAUGGCAAAGGCGAGUGAGACGAUUUUGAGAGUUACGAAGAUGGCGCAGGUGGGAGGGACGGGGAAGGUGGUUGUGGAUGGGUUGAGUGCAUUGAGGGGGGGUUGGAAGGUGGAUCUUAGAGAGGGGAGGGUGAAUGUAGCGGUGGGGUUUAAGUAG
Botrytis sinoallii is the source of this 3620-nucleotide messenger RNA. RefSeq lists its product as uncharacterized. Bases 969 to 3620 code for a protein of 883 amino acids. NCBI's taxonomy places the organism in Eukaryota, Fungi, Ascomycota, Leotiomycetes, Helotiales, Sclerotiniaceae. The transcript is spliced from 4 exons. The record is from RefSeq and is a predicted model, not a curated record.